Pleurotus ostreatus (oyster mushroom) is the source of this 1434-nucleotide messenger RNA. RefSeq lists its product as uncharacterized. The transcript has 2 exons. NCBI's taxonomy places the organism in Eukaryota, Fungi, Basidiomycota, Agaricomycetes, Agaricales, Pleurotaceae. The coding region runs from base 1 to 1434 and encodes 477 amino acids. The record is from RefSeq and is a predicted model, not a curated record. Gene Ontology annotation, cellular component: membrane. Gene Ontology annotation, molecular function: ATP binding; ABC-type oligopeptide transporter activity; ATP hydrolysis activity.
AUGGUAUCCCUCCUCAUACUAAUCGACGAAUCCCCCUCAUCGACUCCCUCUUCCCCGAAUCCUCCUUCCCCCCUCUCCCCGACUUCUGUACACACCAGCGCAUCUCGCUCAACGCAUACCCUCUCCCUCUCGGCUUCGAAGCCUCGGGCACUCAGAGGAAUCGUACCCAGACGGUGCAUUGGUGAAUUCCAACUUGCCGACGUCACGUUCUCAUACCCAGUUCGCGCACCUGUCCUCAAGAACGUCUCUCUCUUCCUUCCUUCAGGAGAAACCACCUUCGUUGUCGGAGGUAGCGACUCUGGGAAAUCGACCGUCGCCGCCCUCCUGCUCGGCUUGUACAAAACCACGCAGGGGCAGGUUCUUAUGGACGAGCAAGAGGUCACUUUCUUGGACUCUAAGUGGAUGCGGAGCCACGUUAUGGGCGUUUCGCAAGGCGAUUGUGUUAUCUUCGACGGGAAGACUGUACAUGAUAACAUCGCUGCUAUCAUGGGCACAGAUGUCUCCGUCUCGCGCGAACAGGUCAUCGACGCUUGCACAAAGGCACUCCUCCACGAAUUCAUCAACGGACUCCCUGAUGGCUACGAUACCAUUCUUGGUGGUGCCUCCGAAUCUGAGGCUGGCGAAGCAGCCAAGGUCGGGGGUGUCAACCUCAGCGGUGGACAGAGGCAGCGUCUUGCAAUCGCACGAGCUUGCCUUCGCAACCCAACCGUCUUAAUCCUUGACGAAGCUACUUCCGCACUCGACCCUACUUCUCGUCUCUUGGUCUUCGAAGCCCUCAAGCGUGUGCGUCGCAACAAGACUACCAUCGUGAUCACCCACGAUCUCUCCCAGAUCGAGAAUACCGACUUCGUGUACGUGAUGGGGGAUGGCGAGGUCGUCGAACAAGGCUUCCGAAGGGAUCUCGAAUCCGGCUCCAGCACGGAGGACUUCACCUCGUCGUCUACAUCUCUCGAUGGCACCCACAUUGGCGAGUUCAAAUCGAUGCUCCAAAUCCAGAUGGGCAUGGGCGGGUACCUGCCCGAACGCGACAUCGAUGCGACAUCGUCUGAAAGCCAGGCUGAUGAAAAACGAACAACCACCUUUGACGAGGCAUCAUUACCUUCCAUGACCGACAUACCCGUUCCACCACCUACUGCGGCAGCUCGUCUUCGCCCUUUGACCUUGACAUUGGGCAACUGGAUGUUCGAUGUCGUAUCCGAUCUCACAAGGACCGCGAACGGACCUGGAGGCGUUUUGGCCCGUCUUUCCAUGAUACCCGAGCACCAGCAGUACGAACAAAACCAACGCGCCAGCAUUCGUGCUAGCCGCUUCGUCCCCGCUGAGAUGCUCCAACAACCAACACAAAGAAAGACUCGGCCUACUAGCAUUGCGAUCCCUGCCUCUCCUACCACCCCCACCGCUGCCUACACCAUUCCUCCUACCCGCCGGGGGUAG